ACUGUUGUUGAGGUGGCAGACGCAGGAUCGUAGACUGACAGUUGAUCCACGUAAAGAUUUUUUGACAGCCGGCAAUAACGAUAAACAAUGAGUUUUAAGCCUACGACAUUAGGGCUAGCCCUCAUUUUCCUCCUUUUAACUAUUGCUAGUGUUUCGGAGGGUCAAAAGAAGAAGCAAGAUGCAUCGGGUUUGAACGACCGUUACCAACAAAUAAUGGAUAUGAGUUCGAAACGAACCGUAAUUAAAUUGAAUGCAAACAGAUAUCGUGAGCUAGUCAGAACAUCACCAAGAAAUUAUUCUGUUGCAGUGAUGUUUACAGCUUUGUCACCAAAACGCCAAUGUGCUAUCUGCAAACAUGCGUUAGAUGAGUACACCAUAGUGGCAAAUUCAUUCCGUUACCAGCAAAUGUUCACUAAUCAACUCUUCUUUGCCUUGGUUGACUUUGAUGAAGCUCAAGAUGUUUUUCAACAACUUAAGUUAAACACUGCUCCUGUAAUCAUGCAUUUCCCAGCCAAAGGGAAGCCCAAGAAGACAGAUACUAUGGAUAUCCAAAGAGUAGGCUUUGCUGCUGAAGCAGUGGCUCGUUGGGUUGGAGAACAAACAGAAAUCCAAAUCCGUGUCCUUAGACCACCAAACUAUUCCGCUACUAUUGCUCUUGUCGCACUUUUUGCAGUCAUUGGAGGAUUACUGUACCUUAGGCGGAAUAACUUGGAAUUCUUGUACAACAAAACCAUGUGGGCUGUCAUGUCGCUGUUUUUUGUUUUUACCAUGACAUCUGGACAAAUGUGGAAUCACAUCCGUGGUCCGCCUUUCGUCCACCGUACCAAUGCUGGCAAUAUCGCAUAUGUCCACGGAUCUUCACAAGGACAAUUCGUUUUGGAAACAUAUAUCGUGAUGGGAAUAACUGCCGUAACCGUGCUAGGCAUGAUUCUUAUAAUUGAAGCAGCCUCAGGAAAGGGUGACAUUCGCAAGAGAAGGAUUAUGUCCAUUGUCGGUCUGGGCCUUAUGGCAUUCUUCUUCAGCUUGAUUCUCUCUGUUUUCCGUUCCAAAGCCGGUGGCUACCCCUAUAGUUUCCUACUGAAGUGAUCUUACACAACAUCUUGAUGUCGCUGGUUAUAGAAAACGGGGAAAACACAGAUUUAUUAAUUACAUUUUUCGUGUGGAGAUUGUCUUUGUCAUUUCCCUGAUUACACAACUAAAGUCUG
This is a messenger RNA of Daphnia pulicaria, 1205 nucleotides long. It is a transcript of the gene Ostgamma, whose product is annotated as tumor suppressor candidate 3-like. Gene Ontology annotation, cellular component: oligosaccharyltransferase complex. The record is from RefSeq and is a predicted model, not a curated record. Lineage: Eukaryota; Metazoa; Arthropoda; Branchiopoda; Diplostraca; Daphniidae. The transcript is spliced from 8 exons. Bases 88 to 1086 code for a protein of 332 amino acids.